Molecule: messenger RNA, 1838 nt
Organism: Lacerta agilis (Sand lizard)
Lineage: Eukaryota; Metazoa; Chordata; Lepidosauria; Squamata; Lacertidae
Product: zinc finger protein OZF-like
Exons: 4
Coding region: 187-1599 (470 amino acids)
Biological process (GO): regulation of transcription by RNA polymerase II
Molecular function (GO): RNA polymerase II cis-regulatory region sequence-specific DNA binding; DNA-binding transcription factor activity, RNA polymerase II-specific
Source: RefSeq, a predicted model, not a curated record
AGAGAGACCUUUAUCAGCCUCGGUUGCUUUUCUCUCCCCGCCCCCACUUCUUUCUUUUCUCUCCCCCCCCCCCACCCUUUUUAAUAUUAUCAUUUAAAGGAGAGAUCGCGAACUCUGCAGCUUCUCAGGGACCCGAUCCUGAAGCCAGAGACUUCCAGAGGCCACAGCCUUCUGCAGAAGUGACUGAUGUAUUUUGCUGAGAUUCAGUGGGCCCUUCUGGACCCAUGCCAGAGACCUGUCUACAGGGACAUUGUGCAGGACAAUUAUGGGACUCUACUCUCACUAGAUGGAGGAACCAUGAACCCAAAUCCCCAGCCUGGAGGUGCAGAGGCUGCGCCGACACAGAAGCAGAUUCCAGGACGCCCUGAAGGCUCCCUUUACCCAGGCCAGAACCAGGCUGGGCAGCAAAGCGAGGAUCCGGGGAAAGGAUGGGCCAAGCCGCCUCUUCCUCCUCCGAUGCCGAAAGGCAACCCCAGUCUCCCGCCUCGGGUCUAUAUGGGGCCUGGCCCAAGCCUGUGUGUCCAGUGCGGGGAGAGCCUUGCCCAAACUCGGCAUAGCGUCGCCCAGCCCCAGAGAGCCCCCCACCCUGCCGAUAAGUUCUACCCGUGCUCCGAUUGCGGGAAAAGCUUCGGAGUGAGCUCCCACCUCACCAUCCACCGGAGAAUCCACACGGGUGAGAAGCCUUACGAGUGCAACGAAUGCGGGAAGAGGUUCAGCCAGAGCUCCACCCUCGUCCUCCACCGCCGCAUCCACACGGGGGAGAAGCCUUACAAGUGCGUGGAUUGCGGGAAGUGCUUCUCGGUGAGCUCUCACCUGACCAAGCACCAGAGGGUCCACACGGGGGAGAAGCCGUACGAGUGCCAAGCGUGCGGGAAAAGGUUCAGCCAGAGCUCCACCCUCAUCCUCCACCAGCGAAUCCACACCGGGGAGAGGCCUUACAAAUGCGACGAGUGCGGGAAGACCUUCAGCGUCAGCUCCCACCUCACCAUCCACCAGAGAAUCCAUACGGGGGAGAAACCCUAUCACUGCACGGAAUGUGGGAAGAGUUUCCGGCAAAGGUCCGGCCUCAGCACACACCAGAAAACCCACAUGGGCCAGAAACCCUACAUGUGUACCGAGUGCGGGAAAGGGUUCGGCCAAAGCUCGCACUUGAUGCGCCACCUGGGCACGCACUCGGGGGAGAAGCCAUACCGGUGCGCGGACUGCCCCAAGACCUUCACGCAGCUGUCGAACCUGCGGCAGCACCGGCGCAUGCACACCGGGGAGCGCCCCUACGCCUGUGACUGCUGCGGGAAGUGCUUCUCCUGGAGCUCCAACCUGGCACAGCACCGGCGCCUCCACACCGGCCAGAAGCCCUACGCUUGCGCCCAGUGCGGCAAGCGUUUCUGCGAGAGCGCCCGGCUCCUGGAGCACCAGCGCACCCACACGGGUGAGCGCCCCUACGCCUGCCUGCAGUGCCACAAGCGCUUCAGCCGCAGCUCCCACCUUGCCCGCCACCAGCGACUCCAUGCAUCUGUCCCAUGCGCAGAGGAGGAGCCUUUCCCUUGCAGCCAGGGCGCUGCGCUCCUCCGACGCCACCAUCGUGCCCACCACAACUAGAACAUAUGGUGCUAGAACACUGUGGCAGCAAUUAAAGGAUAUUCCUCGUCCGCCUUUAGCUCUGGAUCCCAGCAGCGACCUGGAAGAUGACCUCAAGCACAGCUUAGCUGCAUUGGCUGCAAUGGGAGCUCAGAUCUUACUAGGCUUCGGAGAAUCUAGAACAGGAAUGGGAAACUUGUGGCCUUGCAACUGUUGCUGGACUCCAUAGGUAUAGCCAGGGUUUAUGUUAUGGGGGUGGG